CAUUUGAAUCUGUCUUCUCCCAUCUCCAGCUGUCCUUUUAUUGCUGAUGUGUAUGUUUUUGUUCUUCUUCCCCCCCCCCCCCCCCCCUCAUUACUUGUGCUGGCAUGCUUAUUUGCUUCAUUUAGACUUGACAGCAUCCCUUUGGCCAGGAAUUAUGUCACUGGCCACAGGUCUCCAGUGGUCAAUUCCCGAGCCUCACCCACAUCUGUCAUAACACGUCGCCCUACAGUAUCACCAGCCCUCCCCAGGAAGAUCACGUCGAAGCGUGGCGAGUCGUUUGGGAUCAGCCGAAUUGGCAGCAAGAUAAAGGGUGUGUUUAAGAGCAGCACGAUGGAGGGCGCAAUGUUGCCACAAUAUGCCAUGAUUGAAGGAGAAGACGACACGGUGGAGGAGGCAGUGAUGGUGUUUGAGGACGACUCUCCAGUGCCUGUGGAGGGGGUUGGAACUCCAGGAUCAUCCCGCAACCUCUCCGCUUGGACCAUCUCAAUCCCUUAUGUGGAUUUUUCUGAGGAUGAGGUUAAGAAAGAGCGUAACCCAGUCUUCUGCAUCGACGUGGAACGCCACGACAGGAAGAAUGUGGGGCAUGAGACCGAGAGCUGGUCUGUGUACAGAAGAUACGUGGAGUUUUAUGUGCUCGAAUCCAAACUCACAGAGUUUCAUGGCCCAUUCCAGGAUGCUCAACUUCCUUCCAAAAGAAUCAUUGGACCAAAAAACUAUGAAUUCUUGUCCUCCAAACGAGGGGAAUUUGAGGAAUAUUUACAGAAACUGCUGCAUCACCCUGAACUGAGUAACAGUCAGCUGUUGGCAGAUUUCCUUUCUCCCCACAGCAUUGAGACGCAGUUCAAUGAUAAAGCGCUAGAUGUCAACCUAGGGAAGAUAUUUAAGUCUGUGCCAGGAAAACUAAUGAAAGAGAAAGGGCAAAACCUGGAGCCAUUUAUCCAGUCUUUCUUCAGUUCGUGUGAAUCUCCUAAACCCAAACCCAGCAGGCCUGAGCUCACCAUCCUCAGCCCCACUGCAGAAAAUAAUAAAAAGCUGUUCAAUGAGGUGUACAAAAACAAUGCUAAUCUGCCUGAAGGCGUAGAGAGAAAGCACAACCAGAACUACUUCAUGGAGCUGAUGGAGGUGGAUGGUUCAUAUGACUAUAUGAUGUUCAUAGGUCGUGUGGUGUUUCGCAUGCCUGAUUGGCUGCAUCACUUUCUGAGUGGAUGUCGUAUUCUCUUGAAGAGGACUCUAGAGGCGUUCGUAGAGCAUUAUUUACAGUCCAAAUUAGACCAGCUCAUGCAAGAGCAUCGCCUCGUCUCCCUCAUCACUCUGUUGCGAGAUGCCGUUUUCUGUGAGAGCACAGAGGAACGCUCUCCUGAGGAAAAGCAGAGACGAGCCAAGAAGACCUUUGAGGAGAUGAUGAAAUACCUACCAGAUCUAGUCGGGAAAUGCAUCAGUGAGGAGGCAAAGUAUGAGGGCGUCAAGAUGCUGUUCAAUGCCAUUCAGCAGCCACUGCUAAACAAACAGAUGACGUAUGUGCUGCUUGACAUCGCUCUCCAGGAGUUAUUCCCAGAGCUCAGUAAGAAUCAGAAGCCAGGUCUCUCCGUCUCCACUAGAUGGAUGUAAAACAUCAUAAGGCAUUUUAUUGCACUACUAAAACACAAUUAUUUAUUGACUUGUGUGACUAUUUUAUUGUAUCAUUGGAUCCCUGCCUUAUUUUUCCAUUCUUGUUUAAAUUGUAACAACAUCAGGAGUUUGAAUCAACAUCUUUGUGACCAUUUUACAUUCUAGACAGUCCGUUAAGACAAAAUACAGAAACAAGUGAAAAAAAAUAUAACUGAUACAUUUCAUAUAGUGUCAGUUAAGAGCUGUGUGUGAAAUAAAAGUCCUGUGGGGAAAGGGGUUUUGUAAAUGCUCUUUGCUCUCUAUAUUAAAAUGUAAUAUAUCCAA
This is a messenger RNA of Pimephales promelas (fathead minnow), 1932 nucleotides long. NCBI's taxonomy places the organism in Eukaryota, Metazoa, Chordata, Actinopteri, Cypriniformes, Leuciscidae. The record is from RefSeq and is a predicted model, not a curated record.